AUGGCACACAGAAUGGGUGGACGUAAAAAGAAUAAUAAAAAAGGAUUUCAAUUCACUCUUAUGGUGGUUGGUGCAUCUGGUACUGGCCGUACAACUUUUGUCAAUACGCUUUGUGGUAGUGAAGUGUUAAAAGCAAAAUUAUGUGAUUCACCCGAAACCGCUCACGUUGAAGAAGGAAUUCGUAUUAAACCUGUUACAGUUGAAGAAGAUGGCAUAAGAAUUGCUUUAACAAUCGUAGAUACACCUGGGUUUGGAGACAACAUUGAUAAUGAAUUUUGUUUUCAAGAAAUUAUGGGUUACUUGGAAAGACAAUAUGAUGAUAUUCUUGCUGAAGAAUCUAGAAUUAAACGUAAUCCAAGAUUCAGAGAUAACAGAGUUCAUGCACUUCUUUAUUUCAUAACACCAACAGGUCAUUCUCUUCGAGAAAUUGAUAUUGAACUCAUGAAAAGACUUAGUCCACGUGUAAAUGUGAUCCCAGUUAUUGGUAAAGCUGAUACUUGUACACCGGAUGAAUUGUCAGAUUUUAAAAAAAGGAUAAUGGAAGAUAUUGAUCAUUAUAACAUUCCUAUUUAUAAUUUUCCUUAUGAUAUCGAGGAAGAUGAUGAAGAUACUGUUGAAGAAAAUAGUGAAUUAAGAGCACUUUUACCAUUUGCUAUUAUUGGAAGUGAGGAGGAUAUUAUUGUUAAUGGAAAACCUGUUCGUGGAAGACAAUAUCCUUGGGGUGUUGUUGAAGUUGAUAAUCCACAACAUUCAGAUUUUGCAAGAUUGAGAUCAGCAUUAUUAAGUUCUCAUUUACAAGAUUUGAAAGAAAUCACGCACGACUUUUUAUAUGAAAAUUAUCGUACUGAAAAACUUAGUCGAAGCGAAGACAACUCUGAUAAUGAAGAACAAAGUAGUAAUUUGCCUGAUGAUCUUGCCACCCAAAGCGUACGUUUGAAGGAAGAACAAUUGAAACGUGAAGAAGAGAAGUUGAGAGAAAUUGAAUUAAAAGUACAACGUGAAAUCACUGAAAAGAGACAAGAGUUGUUGGCAAAAGAAGAAGCAUUAAGAAGUUUGGAAGCACUACAAACCCCAAAUACAAACAAUAACACUGGUGUGGCUGUUGUAAUUGUUUCUUAUAAUGCUGAUGAAAUUCAAUCUUUAAAUUGCUUGCUAAUUGAAAAAGUUAGAAACCCAGUUGUAAGAAAAGGCAAAGGUGCUCCAUCAAGAAAAGAGAAAAGGAAAAGCUCUAUUGAAACAUCACAAAAAUCACAGACUAAAAAAUCAAAAGACCAAGCAUGGAGAAGGUUAGCCACGAAAAACAAGGUUGCCCAGACAGCUGGCUAUAAUUUGCCAACCCAUAAAGAAAAGAGAAGCAUUGAGGAGUUAUUGAAAAAGCAUGGAAAGUUUGCUUAUUUGACCAGCAAACCUUUGGGUAGAUAUUACCUGUCUACUUUGGAUUUAGAUUUGCGAAAGGUUGAAUUUCCAGAGAAGUUGGUGCAAAAAACCACCAAAAUUGAUUUUUUUGGAUAA
Entrophospora sp. SA101 is the source of this 1512-nucleotide messenger RNA. Lineage: Eukaryota; Fungi; Glomeromycota; Glomeromycetes; Entrophosporales; Entrophosporaceae. The record is from the annotation of a GenBank genome assembly.